CAUCUAAAAUCAAGCACAUAAAUCCUAACCACUCAUUAAUUUAACAUGAGCUACAAUGCACACAUUUUAACGUUCCAUUUUAAAAGCGCACGGGCAAUCCAAAUUCCACCGGAGAAGGUCCAACAAGUCCACACUCCCCCUUUAUAUCCUCCACCCCCCCUCUCUCCCUCCCUUUCUCUUCAUCCUCCCAACACCAAAAAAGGAAGGAAAAGAAGGAAAAAAAAAGAAAAGAAAAGAAAAGAAACUAAACCAAGCUAUGGUCCACCGCCACCCCCCUCUUCCCGAUCACACAAAAAAACCCGAUGCAGCACCGACGCUGGUCUUCGACGCGGGGCUCCUCAGCGAGCAGCCCGACAUACCAACCCAAUUCGUUUGGCCCGAAGAGGAUAAGCCCGCGGCCGACGACGCAGCCGACCUGCUCGUCGAGGCCCACGACUGCGUGCAGUCCUUCUUUUCGAUGCCGCUCUGCGAGAAGCAGAGGGCUCAGCGAAAGCCGGGGGAGAGCUGCGGGUACGCUAGCAGCUUCACGGGGAGGUUCUCUUCGAAGCUCCCGUGGAAGGAAACGCUCUCCUUCCGCUUCUCCUCCUCGACGUCGGACAUCGUGGUGUUGAACUACUUCAUCCGAACGCUGGGAGAAGAUUUCGGACGUUUCGGGAAGGUGUACCAGGAGUACUGCGAGGCGAUGAGCGGGCUGUCUCUGGUGAUAAUGGAGGUGCUAGGAUUGAGCUUGGGCGUGGACAGGAGGCACUUCAGGGAGUUCUUCGAGGGGAACGACUCGAUAAUGAGGCUGAACUAUUACCCGCCAUGCAAGAAGCCUGAGCUCACCCUCGGCACCGGGCCUCACUGCGACCCGACGUCGCUGACCAUCCUCCACCAGGACGACGUUGGUGGCCUUCAGGUGUUCACCGGAGGCAAAUGGCGCGGCAUUAGGCCCAGAAUGGACUCUUUUGUCGUCAACAUAGGGGACACUUUCAUGGCACUAUCAAAUGGGAGGUACAAGAGUUGCCUGCACAGAGCCGUGGUAAAUAGCCAGAAGGCGAGGAAAUCAUUGGCUUUCUUCCUCUGCCCGUUGAUGGACAAAGUUGUCCGGCCACCAAGAGAGCUCGUCGACAGGUCUCAUCCGAGAGCGUACCCUGAUUUCACUUGGUCGGCGUUGCUCGAGUUUACGCAGAAGCGUUACAGGGCGGACAUGAAGACCCUUGAUGCUUUCUCACAAUACAUCCUCCAAAGUGCUGAUCAGGGGACUCGAUGAACAGGCUCGAGCUGCUGUUGUUGAUUAAUCUUAGGUUUCUCUUUUUGUUUUUUGUUUUCUUCUUUCUCUAAUUCUAACCGGCUCUGUUGUGAGGAAAAUAACAGGCCAUAAUAAAUCAGACAAAGUUAAAAGCAAGCGAAAAGAAUUAGAAACUGAUCGAUCGUCGUAACAGUUCUCAGUAGCUGCUAUGUUAAUUCCGUUAUAAGU
This is a messenger RNA of Asparagus officinalis (garden asparagus), 1459 nucleotides long. RefSeq names its product gibberellin 20 oxidase 1-A-like. The transcript is spliced from 3 exons. The record is from RefSeq and is a predicted model, not a curated record. The coding region runs from base 257 to 1252 and encodes 331 amino acids. Gene Ontology annotation, molecular function: gibberellin 20-oxidase activity. Gene Ontology annotation, biological process: response to light stimulus; flower development; gibberellin biosynthetic process. NCBI's taxonomy places the organism in Eukaryota, Viridiplantae, Streptophyta, Magnoliopsida, Asparagales, Asparagaceae.